CGGCCACCCUCUCGAGAGCGCGUAGCUCCACGCCCCCAUCUCCGGCUGAAUAGGAAAAUGCAUGACAGUGGAGCUGUUACCACAUUCCUCCACGAUUGAAUAAUGGUGUAAUGGACCUGGCGCGUAACUGCGGACCCGUUGACGCCUAAUUCAAAAAUAUUAAUAAUAAUUAAAAAAUAGAGAGAGAGAGGGGGAGAGAGGAGGCGGCAUGACCACCAAGUGGAAAUUAGAAACCCUAGAGAGAGAGUUGGAAUUUGGAAAUUAAAGACAAACAUCCCUUUUCUUUUGCCUUUCCCAGAAAUUCUUCUCAGCUGCCUUUGUUUCGUUUUCAGGCUUUAUUGCGUAUCCCCUGCUUAUUCACCGGCAAAAAUUUUGCUGCCCCCUUUUUUUUUUCUUCCGAUUUUUCAAUACUCCAUUAUCAAUCAAUCAAUACUCUUGAUUCCUGAAGCUCCUGUCUCCGAGGUGGGUUUUCAUUUGAGCAUUUGAGAUAUGGGAAAGCCUACUACUGCGAGGAAGAAAUUCCAGAUAGGGUCGAAAUCCGACGAUGCAAAUGCGAAGCCCGCCAAAGCUGCGGAGCGCAGCUCCAAGGCGGCUUUCGAUGAAGACACCGCCAUCUUCAUCAACAUGUCGCAAGAAUUGAAGGAGGAAGGGAACAAGCUGUACCAGAAGCGCGACCACGAGGGCGCCAUGUUGAAGUAUGAGAAGGCCCUCAAAUUGCUGCCCCCGAGCCAUAUCGACGUUGCGUCGCUGCGGACUAACAUGGCAGCUUGCUACAUGCAAAUGGGGAUUGGUGAGUACCCGAGAGCAGUAAACGAGUGCAAUUUGGCGCUUCAAGUAGCUCCCAAGUACAGCAAGGCUCUGCUGAGGAGGGCGAGGUGCUACGAGGCUUUGAAUAGGCUCGACUUGGCUCUGAGAGAUGUCAAUAGUGUGCUGAGCAUGGAGCCCAAUAACACCACCGCGUUGGAGAUUGCCGAGAAUGUGAAAAGGGGGAUUGAGAGAAGUGGUCUUCAGAUUGAAGACAAGGAAGUUGUUUCGCCCCCUGGCAAUGUCGAGCCUACCCCAGCACCAGCGCCUGCCCCAGCGCCUUCACCUGUUUCUGGGAGAAUUGCCAAAGAGAAAGGUAAAAGGAAGAAAAAUAUCAAGUUUGAAAAGAAGACUGUAGUGGAGCCUGCUGUGAAGAAUGUCAGUGAAGUUGAGGAAAAGAAGACCGAGGAUAAGGUGGUUGUAGAGGAUAAAAGAAGUGUUAAGGAAGAGAAGGUAAUUAUGAAGUCGGUGAAAUUGGUUCAUGGUGAGGAUAUACGAUGGGCACAGUUGCCGGUGAAUUGUGGGGCUCGUUUGGUAAGGGAUAUAGUUGUGGACAGAUUCCCAAGUUUGAAGGGCGUGCUGAUCAAGUACAAGGAUCAAGAAGGCGAUUUGGUUACUAUCACCACGACUGAUGAGCUGAGGGUGGCUGAGGGACUGGCUGAUCGUCAAGGAUAUUUGAGACUGUACAUCGCUGAAGUUAGUCCUGACAAAGAACCUAUUUAUGAAGGAACGGGCAUUGAAGAGGCAUUGAGCAAAGGUCAUCAGAAACCAUUGGUGGUGACAAAGAACAUUCAUACAGACGACAAAGGGCCAACGUGUAUUGAGGAUUGGAUCGUCCAGUUUGCAAGGCUGUUCAAGAGUCAUGUCGGGUUUGACUGUGAUUCAUACUUGGAUAUUCAUGAAAUGGGAAUGAAAUUAUAUGCAGAAGCAUUGGAAGAUACUGUUACAAGUGAAGAUGCACAAGAGUUAUUUGAUAUAGCUGCAGCCAAGUUCCAGGAGUUAACUGCUUUAGCCUUGUUUAACUGGGGAAACGUUCACUUGUCUAAGGCGAGGAAGAGGAUGGUUACUGCUGAAGAUAGUUUAGCUGAAUCCACUGAAUCCUCACUGGAGCAGGUUAAAGAUGCUUAUGAUUGGGCACAAAAGGAAUACACAAAAGCGGGCAUGAAGUACGAGGAAGCUCUAAAAGUCAAGCCAGACUUUUAUGAAGGGUAUCUUGCACUUGGCCUACAGCAAUUCGAACAAGCGAAGCUUUGCUGGUAUUAUGUGCUCGGGAGCAAGUCUGACUUGGAGAUAGGCCCAUCUGCACAGAUAUUGGAAUUAUAUAACAAGGCUGAGGAUAGCAUGGAGAAAGGGAUGCAAAUCUGGGAAGAAAUGGAAGAACAGCGCCUUAAUGGACUCUCGAAAUUUGAAAAAGAUAAAGCUUUGUUUCAAAAAUUUGGAUUGGAUGGUUUAUUCAAAGAUGUCUCAGCAGAUGAAGCUUCUGAGCAAGCUUCAAAUAUGAGGUCCCAGAUUUAUCUCUUAUGGGGUACAAUGCUGUAUGAGCGUUCUGUCGUGGAAUAUAAGUUGAGUCUACCAUCUUGGGAAGAAUGCCUUGAGGUUGCAGUUGAAAAGUUUGAACUUGCAGGAGCAUCAGCAACAGAUAUUGCUGUCAUGAUCAAGAAUCAUUGCUCGAAUGAAACUGCUUUAGAAGGAUUCAAGGUCGAUGAGUUAGUACAGGCGUGGAACGAGAUGUAUGAUUCUGAUAGGUGGCGAUCUGGUGUGACAUCUUCCCACAUGGAACCACUUUUCAGAAGACGCUCUUCCAAACUUCAUUCAGUUAUGGAGAAUCUUGAGUGACCUUUGCUUAUUGUUGGUGAUUAAAUAGAAGGCAAUAGCAUCAGAAUUGUUUCUAAAUGCCCUGUGGUUGUUUGCUUACCCCCAGAAUCUUUAGGUGAGUUGAUGCUGCCGAACUUUUUUUCUCUCUGUCUAUUUCAUUCUUGCCACAAAUGCUGCAUUUAAUGUCUGAUAGAAUGCUCCUAAGGUAUGAUAUGAUUGCUCCAUGUCUAUGGUAGAACGAAUAAUUGAUUUCUAGUAAGAGCUAGGUGUGUGAAAGAGGCAGUUCUACUAGUUCCACGUCUUGUUUUUGCAAAAUUGUGCACUUUGAUAGAAAUUGGAGAUUCUACAUGGAGUAUUCCACAGCAGUAUAAAUUUAGAUGAAUUUCUCUUACCAUGCCCCUCGAUGAUGCUGUAAAUGGAUGGAUAAUUUGAAAAGAAGCAAGACAUUUUGCUAUUGAAAUUACCCUUAUUUCAAAUUUUCAAUUUGACAUAAUGCCAAGAGGACUUGGGCCGUUUCUUGAAUAUAUGAUAAGCGUACAUAAAGUACUUUUUCUUGAUUUUUUCUUUUUGUUAUUUGAAAUUGUUGUUGAGAGAUGGAAACUUGUUGGUUGCUUGUUUAGCCAAAACUGUGUUAAGAUGUAUUUCAACAAUUCUUUGUAGUUGAGGGAAGUUACCUUCUCAUCUGAUGAAAAUUGCCAUUUUAUCUUGCAGGUCACAGAUAGUUGUUGUGGGUCUUUUCAGUUUGGUUGAAGCGACGAAAAACACGCUUCAGCGUCUCAAUUGCCUGUUGGUUCGUGGCAAUAUUGUUUCCUUUUUGUUGGUUUAGUUGCAAAGUUGUUUGAUUUGUUGUUUGGCUCUUUGGGAAGAGUCCAUUCUCAAUGUUUUUGGGUAGAGAUGUUGAGAGAGAGAGAGAGAGAAGAGAGAAAGAGUGAGAGCAUACAUAUAGAAAUGGGAUUGAAUUGUAAAGUAUUUUUGUGGUGGGUAUAUAAAUAGAUUGCAUUUGUUUGGGAUACUAGAUUUUCAGCUUGGCCUUUUGCCUUUAUUCUUGGCCUUUCAACUUCAUGUUUUUUACAUUACAUUACUUUUACAUAUGGAGGGUGUCUCUAUGUGUAGUCUGCCUUUACCUUUUACCUU
Messenger RNA from Salvia miltiorrhiza (redroot sage), 3753 nucleotides. RefSeq names its product protein PHOX1-like. The transcript has 3 exons. The record is from RefSeq and is a predicted model, not a curated record. NCBI's taxonomy places the organism in Eukaryota, Viridiplantae, Streptophyta, Magnoliopsida, Lamiales, Lamiaceae. Gene Ontology annotation, molecular function: protein binding. The coding region runs from base 490 to 2640 and encodes 716 amino acids.